This is a messenger RNA of Hippocampus comes (tiger tail seahorse), 6518 nucleotides long. RefSeq names its product phospholipid phosphatase related 3a (gene plppr3a). Gene Ontology annotation, molecular function: phosphatidate phosphatase activity. NCBI's taxonomy places the organism in Eukaryota, Metazoa, Chordata, Actinopteri, Syngnathiformes, Syngnathidae. Gene Ontology annotation, biological process: signal transduction; phospholipid metabolic process; phospholipid dephosphorylation. The coding region runs from base 652 to 3036 and encodes 794 amino acids. The record is from RefSeq and is a predicted model, not a curated record. The transcript has 9 exons. Gene Ontology annotation, cellular component: plasma membrane.
UCUCAUGGAAGAAGAAGUAGAAGUGUGGAACAGACUGUCUCCUCCCCCCACCAUCGGCGCACCACUCUCUCCUCCCCCUUGUACCCUCACCUACCCACCCACCCCCCUUCUUGUGCUUGCCUUUGUGACUGCGUACCCGAAUAAACCGAACACCGGGGCGCUUGCCUGGAAAAAAAAGCUCAGCGGAAGAUUCCUCCUUGAAUUUAUUUUAUAAUUUUUUUUUACACCCCCGUGAUUUGGAAUUCUCAGGAAUAUCGUGAAUACCGCUGGAUGAUAAUAGGAGGAAAAGGGGAUGAUCCGGACCCCCACCACCCCCCACCCCCUCACUCCCCACCCCUUAGCCUGCACCAGCAACACCACGGUGGAAGCACGUGAAGAUUUUACUCCACAAUCGGACCGCAUUUUGGGCACUUUUUCCGCCAUCUGCAUCCUUUGACGCCAUCCUCGCAUCCCAGCCAACAUUCGGCGUCCACCUCGACUGGGAUUUGGGUUUUUUUGUAGAGGACAUGGAUCUGGAUUAAACGGACGGACGGGCAGAGAGCCGCCAAACUGGAGCAGCACGCCAGAGCACGCCGGGGGCGAAGGGGGCGACGGGACUCGGUGAAUUCACGGAGCCCCCGGGAUAGAGCUUGCGAGUGGUCCCACCCCAAGAUGACGUCCCCCAAAAACCGAACCAAGAAGAAACCCCCCAAAGACAGCAUGACCCUGCUGCCAUGUUUUUACUUUGUGGAGCUCCCCAUCGUGCUGUCGUCCUUGGUGUCGCUGUACUUCCUGGAGCUGACGGACGUCUUGUCUCCCGCCGUGGUGGGCUUCCGCUGCUACGACCGCGACCUCUCCAUGCCCUACGUGGAGACGGGCGACGAGCUCAUCCCACUGCUCAUGCUGCUCAGCCUGGCGUUCGCUGGACCCGCCGCGUCGAUCAUGAUGGGGGAGGGCCUCAUGUACUGCAUGCAGUCCAAACUCAAGACCUGUCCGAAGACGGAGAGCAGCAUCAACGCCGGCGGGUGCAGCUUCAACUCCUUCCUGCGCAGGACCGUGCGCUUUGUGGGUGUUCACGUGUUUGGUCUCCUAGCAACGGCGCUGGUGACAGAUGUCAUCCAGCUGGCCACCGGCUACCACGCCCCCUUCUUCCUCACCGUCUGCCAGCCCAAUUACACGGCGCCGGGCGUGGCCUGCGAUAACAACGCCUACGUCACGCAGGACAUCUGCAUGGGCAAAGACCAGUACGCCAUCAUGUCGGCGAGGAAAACAUUCCCAUCCCAGCAUGCAACACUUUCCGGCUUUGCCGCUGUCUACAUUUCCAUGUACUUCAACGCUAGCAUCGGCGCCACCACAAAGUUGCUCAAGCCGCUGUUGGUGUUCGCCUUCUGCAUGGCGGCGGGCCUGGCCGGCCUCACGCAGAUCACCCAGCACCGAAGCCACCCCAUCGACGUCUACGUGGGCUACCUGAUCGGAGCCGGCAUCGGCGUCUACCUGGCCGUGUACGCAGUGGCAAACUUCAAAGCGUCCGAAGAAGACGCGUCGCCUCAGCCCAAAUCUUUGACGACGCCGCAUAAGGACACCCUGAGGGUGCUGAGUCAGCGCAGUCACGACUCCCUCUACAGGAAGACGCCGCGGGUGUCGGAGAGCCGCGAGGAGCUGGCCGUGGCCAUGGCUUCGGGAGCGCGCAGCAAGGUGAGGCGGGAGAAAGCCUCCCUGGCCUCCCUGAAGCGAGCCAGUGCCGACGUGGAGCUCCUGGCCACCCGCGGGCCCAUGGGCAAGGAGACGAUGGUGACGUUCAGCAACACCCUGCCCCGGGUGGCCAACGGCAACAGCCCCAUCUCGCCCUCCGAUGAGACGCCCGUCUCGCAGCGCCACAUGACCUUCCAUGUGCCCCUGGACCCACAAAGAUCCCGGCAGCUCGUGUCAGAGUGGAAGCAGCGCUCUCUGGAGCUCAGGAGUCAAAGUUCCCGGGAUGAGAACGAGAGCGAGGAAGGGACGGAAGUGGCGGAUGCGGCCGAUGAGGCGGGCGACAAGGCGGUGCCGUCCUCUCUCUACCCCAAAGUGCAGGCCAAUAAAGGCAUGGCGACGCCCACCGGGGGCCGGAUGGUUGUGUCUCCUCCGCUGGUCCACAUCCCCGAGGAGGCCGCGCGUCCGCCGCCCGUCUCCCCCAAGAGCGCCAAGACCCGCGCCAAGUGGCUUUCACUCACCGAGGCGGAGAGGAGCGCCGCGAAGGAGCACAGCAUGGGACCCAUCGCCGUAUCCACGCCCAGGGUGCCCAACGCGCAACCUGCUCAGCCGCCCGCUCAACCGAGAGUCACUCAGGUGAUGGCGAUGUCCAAGCAACUAAGCCACGGCGGCUCCUCCGUGGAGGGCGGCGGCUCCUCCUCCGGCGGCGGCUCCAACUGCUCCGAGUCGCCCUACUACCGCAUCCCCUCCGACCGGGACAGCUGCAUGGGCAGCAACCCGGGCAGCAUCGCUGGCAGCGGCAGCAUCGUCACCAUCGACGCCCACGCCCCCCACCACCCGGUGGUGCGGGUGACGGCGUCCAACGGGAAGCCGUGGGAGUGGAGGAACACCAUCAGCGGCAACAUGAUGGCGGGCGACGCGGCGGCGUUGGAGAAGCACCGCGGCGUGCUGCGAGGGCAGGACCACGCCCCACUGUACCGUGACUACCGGACGCUCCCGGUGAAAAAGGAGUCGCAGGGUGGCGAAACUCCGGAGCUCCCGCCCCCGCCGCAGCUGUCGUCGCCCCAUCUCCCGCCGCCACCCCCUCACACGUCUCUCCUGUCUCACCCACCUUCUCAGGCGUCACCGCAAAGCUCCUCAUCCCCCUUGCCCCCUCCUCCGCUGCCGGCCUCUUCCGUGCCGCAGCCGCCGCCUCCCCACCCCUCGUGCUCAGCCAUGCUCCCCCCUCCGCCCCACCCCGACCUGCUGAUGGACGACCAGAUGCUGUCCCGCUCGUCCACGCUGCCCCGCCGGCCCUCCGUGUCGGCUCGCAGCCAUGCUGAGCAGGAGCACUACUACAAGGCACUCCAGAACGAGCGGAUGCUAUAGUGCAGCGGUCCCGAAUCGUGAUUGCGCCAUGGGAGGGUUUCACGUCAAGCGAUAUUUUGAAAGAUCAGCGUAGAAACAAAUACAAGUCAAAGUCAACAUUUAGAAAUGCCAUUCAAACCAAUUACCGAGUCGCAUCUUGGGGUCGUGACACAAUGACACUGAAAGUGUUUUCCUUGAGUUCAGUCUGCUCAGUCCCUUUGUUUCAGUUGCCGGCAAGAAAAUCACAAUACCCAUUUUUCGGGGUUAGGAUGAUCUUCUAUGAAUGAACCUUGCCCGAUAUUGUCUCUGAAGCCCCGAACGCACCGAUCGGAAAACAUUUGCGACUGUUGGGAAAAUGCGCUUUGCCGUCAGGGUUCCUUCAAGGGAGCAAAGGUUCGCGAACCGUCCGGCAAACGAGCAUCAGAUGUUUGCCGACGAUUUCGAUGUUUUUUCUUGUCGCAAGGAAAGUUUGACCAAAGUUCCCUUGCGACAAGUUCAGGUGAACGUCUUGACGAUCAUUUGCGACCUUGAACGAACCCCGAUGAGAAUUGAACUUUUGCUGCCUGCGCAAAUAUUCGCAAAUGUUCGCGGCUCAGUGGGAUAGGCGCUUUAAAAGCAGCUUUCCUUUCUUGGAAAUUGUCGGAUCUUCUCCUGUCUCAUCAUUUGGUCCUUCCGUAGAAGCUCUUCAAAGACAUUUGUAUUGGAUGGAUUUUUGAUCGGUUGCGGAUUGACUUUUUUCAUAAAUUGCGUGACUGAGACAAGAGGUUCUUUCUACCUGAUGCUCCAAAAAGUUUUUUUUUGCUCAGGUUCUCAGUUUCGCCUGGUACCAAAUGGCCAAUGCAGUGCUGAUUGGGAACCGCUGCUAUAUUGGACGACUUGUAUUUCGAGGACUGGGAGGACUGUUUUUUUUUAAAGGACUGCCGAUCCAGGAGGGCAUCUUCAAUUCAAAUCCAUGGGAACACUUUGGCUAAAGCGUCCGACAGCUGUCAGAAGACGAGAAAAGAGAUCAAAAAAACCAAGAACAAGAAUUCCCGCCUGUUCGCCGCCAGGGAGGGAAAAUCAUCUGCAGCGGAAAGAGGAGAUAGGGCUUCGAAAGGCCUCAGAUUUGCUCAAUCUGUUUUCCUCUGAGAGGGCGAAGGAAAACAAAACAACCGCGGGCAAUGCCAGCGUUCCUAAAGACGGCUGCAGCUGUUUGUUGGCUGCCAGCUUUUGUUUGCUCCCUGUAACAAGUUGUUCUUGUGGAUCUCUAACUUCCAAGCGUGGAUCCUUCUGGGGAGUCGUCUCACUCAAACAGUCAAGCUUGAGCCAUGCUAAUGUGGGUGCGAGGAAGAGGACGAAAGCUGCAAAUCCCAAGCGCGUGUCACCGGAAUGGUUUAUGGCCUCACACCAACCACCUUGCUGACUGGAUGCAACCAACUAGCUUCUCUUGCCUCGGCUCCUGGUCUUUGAGUCUUAUGUUAGAGGGUCUUGGGGCUAUGUGACCGUCCAAAUUCUUUGGCCAAGUGUGAAUGCUAUCAUCUGAAUCCAGUUAAGAUAAGGCUAACCCAAGACCCUAACCAUAUCAACUAAAUCCAGAUUGAUCAGUCCAAUCCUCAACCCUCGCCCCGAACCCUAAACCUCAAAACUUUCACCGUAACUUCUACCUUAAACAAAACUCUUCAACCCAAACCCCAACAUCUUCAACCCCAACUCCUAAACCUGACACUCGAGCUAACCUAGUAACCUCAACCUACUAACUCCAACCCAGUCCUAACCUACUAAACUUGUCACCCUAAAUCCCUAACUGUAAGCCCAAAUGCAACUCUCGCCCUAACCUUUCAAUAUUAACCUCAACCCAAUGCUGAACCCUGAACUCCAAAACCCUUUACCGUAACCCAAACCCUGACAAUCGCCUUUAGAUCUAACCCAAAGCCCAAUCAAAACCCCCAAAGCCUUGAACCCUUCUCUGCAACCCUAAACCUAGGUCUUAUUUUACACCCAAAUCCCAAACCCUCAAACCUCCACCUCUUAACUAAAAUUGUAACCUUAAACCCAAUGCGCGACUUAACGCUAAAUCCUAACCUGAACCCUACACCCUAAUCCUUAGAUUUGAAACAUACACGCAUAAUCAUAAUCUAACACCACCAUGACCCCCCCCCCCCUCCCGACAUCGCUAAUCUGAACUCGAAACCUCAAUUCCAGACCACAGAACUAAAUUGCAAGUGUGAGCGCAACGGCAGUCACCACACUUAUUUUGACGAGCAUAAUUCAGGUCACUGGACUGGGGAGUUCUGUCAUUUCAUCGAUCAGGGCAAAACUACUCAGAACUCAUCCGGAUUAGUCCACUUCAUUCAGUAUCUGUCCAGACUUUCAUGCACACAAACGUAUCACACUAAAAAUCGGGCAUAUUUUGAGGCCAAAAUAUAUAUAUAUAUAUAUAUAUAUAUAUAUAUAUAUAUGUCCGGCAAAUCUUGAUCAUUGUAGUUAUACCAUGAAAACAUCAUGAACUGUAACUGCUUUUAUUCGAAAGUGGUGCCAAAAACAAAACAAAACGAUAAAGUCAAUGUAAAGCCUAAUGAAUGAACAAUAAGGUUAAAAUCAAAAAGUGAAUUUCAAUUCAAAAGUGAAAUAAUUUCAUCCCUUUCCAGUAUAUCGUGGUAAUACAUUAUCUAGAAAAUAACGAUUAAUCGUCGACUCUCUGCGUUUCAACUUUGUUGUAUAAAGUUAACUUUUUAGCUUACUUUGUCCAAAUUGUUUCAUCCAACAUCCAUCAACAAGUGCUUUAUUUUUCGGGGAUAUUUUCAUAAACAGCGGACACAAAAACAUUUUUUUAACGAUCCCCUGAAGCUAUUUUGUAAAAAUGGGUCUUGUACGGCGUUACGCAUGAGUCUGUUCCCGCUGGGGUUUUUUUUAGUAGGAUUUUGCACAAAAAUUGCACAUCGCGGAAAACAAGCAGGUUUGGGGGAAAAGUCUUUUUGUUUUGUUGUUGUUGUUAUUUUUUUUUUUGUUUUUUUUAAUUAAAUUAUUUUAAAGAAACUAAUAAGACUUCAACCUAAAUAUGUUAAUAUACCACGUAAAAUAAUUUAUUUUUCUUUUUAUGGAAAAAAAAUUAGCAUUUUCAUGUUCAAAUUUUGCAUUUUGUUGAUUUUUUUUUUUUUUUGUGGUUUGUGCGACAGUCACCUUGCUGCAAAAUUGUCCGGUUCGAACAUAAUACAGUGCUAAACUUUUUGUACUAUUUCCUACUAAAUUCUCACGAGAGCGCCUCAUUUAGUGUAGCGUGUGUGUUUUUCUUCAGGUCUUCACCCUUACCUUAUUUAACAAGCCAUUGCUGCAUUUUUUUUAGUGCUUUUGAGUAUCGUAAAUCUCAUUUUUGAGUGUUAAAAAAAAAAAAAAACAACGUCCUUAAUCUUCGUUAUUGAUCUCUUUGGCCCUUUUUUUUUUGGCGGGCUAUAUUUUCUAUCUGUGUUGAUGUGUGAAAAUAAUUAUCUUGUUGAAUAAAACGGAACGACUUCUUAACUUGUGAA